Messenger RNA from Mercenaria mercenaria, 2033 nucleotides. RefSeq names its product UPF0728 protein-like. The record is from RefSeq and is a predicted model, not a curated record. The transcript has 4 exons. The coding region runs from base 109 to 387 and encodes 92 amino acids. Lineage: Eukaryota; Metazoa; Mollusca; Bivalvia; Venerida; Veneridae.
CUAGUAAAGAGUACGAAAUACAAAAAAUAUAUGCACCGCCUGAGCUUAGUUACGUGACGCUUUUAAGGGAAUUUGGAUUUAGAAUCAGUAAACUUUGUGUAACAAGCCAUGCCAAACAAUGCUAAGGUGUUUAUUCACUAUGGACCAUAUGAAGCAGCUGGGAUAGUUGACCACAGAGAGUCAAGACUGAAAGGGCUACAAGCAAUUUUGAAGAAAGAUGGCCAUACUGUAGAAUUAGUUAAGGCAGAAGACUGGAAUUCUGUUGAACUUAAUGUGAAUGGAGAACAAGUAUUCAAAUGUGACAUCAAUGACUUGGACUAUGGAUCUGAUGGAGAACUCGACAGUUUGUGUAUCAAAGCGAGGGAUGCGGUGAAAAAAGCAUAUUAAAUAAUUCAACAUGUGUUGUUCAUCAGCAUUCAUUGUGUUAUAAAGAUCAUUAAUUUUUAUUCUUACCAGGACAAAUAAGCUUUAACAAAAUGAUAACAUAAUGCCUUAAUUUUUCAUCCAAAUUUACUUGUCAGAAUGAUCAAGUGUCCUUUUUCAUCCUCAACAAAAGUAAUAUGGAAAAAUAUGAACAACAUGAAAGAAUAUUAAGUAUUUUUUUAUACUUUUUCAGACUGCUGAGAAUACCUGUGAUUGUUUUAACUGAACAUAUUUUAUUAAAUUUUCUGUGUUUGUAAUUCUAUAUUACAUGGAUAUUUGUUGGUUUCUGUGUAAGUUUGAAACUUCAUUCGCAACAUAAUUAUCAGAUGUAAUAUGUUAAUGAGUGGAAUACAUUUUGGUACGGCAUAGAAAACAAAUUUUCUUUUUAUUUCUUGUAUUUUCAAUGUUUUACCAGAUUUUUACCUAUUUUGUAGUUUAGUGUCAAUGAAAAAUAUACUUGGUUAUAUUAGAUAUAUUAAACAUUUACUGAAUAGCUUCUCUGAGUCAGCAGUCAAAACUAUUGUCCAAAGUCAGAAAGUACAAAUGCCUAUUGCUCAAGAUUGUCAGUAUAGGAUAAAUAUUGAAGAUGUUAUACAGCUAUUAAACAGUCAGGGGUGUAACUGUUUCAAGUUAUCGCAAUUUAUAACCCAUCUGAGUUAUUGGUUAAACUUCCAUAACUUGUUUCAGUUAUCAUAAAAUAUAAAUAUAACGAAGCCCUCCUGUGCCAAUUCCUCAUUUUGAAAGAGACUAAUGCAAUUAUUUCCUGAAUCCUUGACCUUUUAUCUUUCCAGCUUUGCAGUAAAGUUUUUUUUUUACUGCAAGGCUGAUAAAGUUUUACGCAAAAAGCUUUAAAGCUAUAAAUCUCAUUAUUAUCCCAUUAUGCUUAUCAGGUCAUGCUCAGACUAAAAGAGAAUUUGAUUAACCUCAGUUUGCUACUAAUUUCACUUUAAAGGUCACUUUGUGAGAACAGCAAAAAGACUUUUUUCAAAUAACUUACCUGAGUUAACUAUAUUUUAUAACUAAUACAGGUUAUAAAAUGCUUGAAAAAGUAACUGAAAUAGGGUACAUAACUUAAAACAGUUACACCCCUGACUGUUAAACUGUUAAUGAUAUGGUUCAUAUUUUAAAUGAAACCAAGCCUAUAGUUUAUGUUACAUUUUUGUCUUUGUUGCAUUACAAUAUAAAUUUAGGACAUUUAAAAUAUAGAUCUUUAUUAAAUAAUUCAUGUACAAGGCAAGCUUGUACAUUUAGAAUUCGGUAGGAUAGUUCUUUAAACACUUCCGUCCAAAAGUAAUUAAAGUUUAUCUAUAAAUAAAAAUUAUAAAUGCUUGAAAUUUGACAGAAAAUCGAAGAAGUAAAAGGUUUUACAGUAAAGUGUAAAAAUGCAUGUUGCACACCUGAAUGUAUGCAUCGACCCUUCAGAACUUUACAGAAUUAUUUAUUUAAAAUCUGUAUAAUCAUUGAAAAUAUGUUUUUGAAUGCCCAGCUAUGAUACGGUAAAUGUUAUAGUUCUUAAUUUCCGGACUCUUUGAUGUAUCAUGUUAAAAAAAUGUACAUUUAUAUGUUUAUAAAACCUUGAUUUUGCAAUAAAAUAAAACAUUAUGAAUUUU